UUAUGUUUUCCGAACAUUUCCUUUAACCGAAGUGUAAUUAGUUUUGACGCAUUCUACAUCAAUUCUUUUUUUCGUGACCAUUUACAAGUAAAGAUGGCUCCGACUGCCAAAGCGACUAAGACAGCUACCAGCAAAACUCCCGCUCCUGCUCCUGCAGUUGCAAAGAAGAAAGAUGCAAAAGCAGCCCCCGUUUCCAAGGAAGCAGUGAAAAAGUCUGUUAAAUCUGUGCCUGCUAAGGAAAUUGCUAAAAAAGAUACAAAGUCUGGUGCCACCAAAGAAGCGCCACGGAAAGAUGCCAAGCCAGCUGCUGAUCCAGUUAAGGAAGCAGCAUCCAAAGUCGAUAAGUCUACCACUGAAAAAUCCCAUAAAACGGCGCCUGCUAAGCCCGUUGCCGCAAAAGGGAAGAAAAGCUCAACACCGACUGCUGCUGCAGCCGCUAGCCAGGCUCCAGUUAAGGAGGCAGCAGCUAAAGUGGAAAAACCCGCUACUGAAAAACCCCACAAGGCAGCAGCUGCUAAACCGGUUGCCGCUAAACCGAAAAAAAGUGUAACAGCCUCUGCUGCGGCUGCCACUGGCAAGGUGGGGAAGAAGGUUAUUUUACGUGGCAAAAGUCUAAAGAAGAAGAAGGUCUCCUUACGUUUUGGCAUUGAUUGCACCAACAUAGCCGAAGAUAAUAUCAUGGAUGUGGCUGACUUCGAAAAAUAUGUCAAGGCUCGCUUGAAGGUCAAUGGAAAAGUCAACAAUUUGGGUAAUAAUGUCACGUUCGAACGUGUUAAAAUGAAGUUGUAUGUCAAUUCCGAUGUACAUUUCUCCAAAGCAUAUCUUAAGUAUUUAACCAAAAAAUACUUAAAGAAGAACAGCUUACGUGAUUGGAUUCGUGUGGUAGCCGAUGAUAAGGACUCAUAUGAAUUGCGCUAUUUCAGAAUUAGCUCUAACGAUGAUGAAGAUGAAGACGCCGAAUAGAAAGGGAAAAUAUAUAAUUUUAUUUUUUCUUA
Messenger RNA from Glossina fuscipes, 995 nucleotides. It is a transcript of the gene RpL22, whose product is annotated as 60S ribosomal protein L22. Gene Ontology annotation, biological process: cytoplasmic translation. Gene Ontology annotation, cellular component: ribosome. The record is from RefSeq and is a predicted model, not a curated record. NCBI's taxonomy places the organism in Eukaryota, Metazoa, Arthropoda, Insecta, Diptera, Glossinidae. The transcript has 3 exons. Gene Ontology annotation, molecular function: RNA binding; structural constituent of ribosome. The coding region runs from base 94 to 963 and encodes 289 amino acids.